Molecule: messenger RNA, 2553 nt
Organism: Ilyonectria robusta
Lineage: Eukaryota; Fungi; Ascomycota; Sordariomycetes; Hypocreales; Nectriaceae
Product: cutinase transcription factor 1 alpha
Exons: 1
Coding region: 168-2294 (708 amino acids)
Biological process (GO): regulation of DNA-templated transcription; DNA-templated transcription
Molecular function (GO): DNA-binding transcription factor activity, RNA polymerase II-specific; zinc ion binding; DNA binding
Source: RefSeq, a predicted model, not a curated record
CUUCGAAGGGGUCUGGCUACCUCUGGCUGGCUGGCUACGAAGGCCCAUCCCUCGUUCGAUCGUCACUCUUGGUGGAGCAAACUUCAUUGCCGACAAAGACGAACUGGCAGCUAGAUCCACGGGAUUGCCGAUGUGGGCUUGCAUUAUGCCAUGUGCAGUUCACGGCUAUGAUUCAUCAACGCAAACGCGCAAGACAGGCCUGUCUGUCCUGCAAUUCGAGGCGCGUCAAGUGCGAUGUAACCGAGCACUCACCAUGUACCAACUGCGCAACAGCCGAUAUCCGUUGUUCUGUGCGGGAAUCAAGACGCGGGAAGCAUCCCCGACCAUCUCGAGGAUCGACGUCCAAGGAUCUCAUCCAGAAUGCCGAGCACCAAUCGCCAGAAUCAAUUCAUGUUGAUACCACACAAAUCUUUGGUGACUCCCCACCAGACGAGCAUGUAGCAGCAUCUCAGGUACUCGCAGGCCUGGCGCAGACGGAAGCCAUCGAGAUACCGCCGCCACCACCGCCACGCGAGGCUAUCGAGCAAAAUGCCCCUUUGCCACCGCAACAAGAGAUAUCUGAGUAUAUUCAGCCACCGAGAGUCAGCAGGCAAGAAGACGAAAGUUCCGUGUUUCUGGGAGAAUCCACCUCGAUGAGAUAUCUCCACGACAACACCCCUCCGCACUCCGGACCUUCUCCCCCUCAAAACCUCAGAUUUCUCUAUUCUGUUCCUGACGCAGUCCGUGCCGAAAAUCUCAUUCCGCAAUGGGAAGCUGAACGGAGGCGUGCCAGACUCAGGGCACUCACGGCGGAGGGUGCCUUGUCCUUCCCUCCACAGGCCGUCACGGAAGACUUGCUCAAAGUCUACUUCAGAUGGUUCCAUACAUGUUUUGCUGUUGUAGACGAGCCCGACACAUGGAAUCGAUACCGAGAGGGCACCUUGUCACCGCUACUGCUCCAGGCUAUCCUCUUCAUUGCCGUCAUUCAUUGUGAAGAGGAUGAUCUGCCCAAAGUCGGGCUCGGCACACGCCACAAAGCCAAAUAUGUUUUUUACAAUCGUGCCAAAGACUUAUAUGAUGCCGACUUUGAGCCUAAUAAACUUUCCGUCAUCCAAGCACUCUUCUUGAUGAGCUUCUGGAGGGCAGGCGCUCUCUUGGAAAAAGAUAGCCGCCACUGGCUGGGCGCAGCUCUGAGUUCAGCUCAAACAAAGGCCUUGCAUCGCUCAUCUCAGAGUGCUGAUUCGAAACUAGAGAGGGUGAGGAAGAGGGUAUGGUGGUCGAUAUAUGUUCGCGAGAGACAAUGUGCAGCCGCCCUGGGUCUCCCUAACCGAAUCCGAGACGAAGAUUGCGACGUGGAUCCUCUACUUGAACAAGACUUUGAAAACGCAUUCGACCCGCUGACGCCUAACCUUUCUAUACAGGAAUGUGUUUCGUACAUGGUGGGAAUGGUUAAAUUAUCUCGCUCAAUGGGUCAGAUCGUGGAUUGUGGAUUCCUACCAUCCAAAACACUCACUUCCAUCGAGAGGGAGCAAAUAAAAGACGAACUUAUGAGCUGGAGAAAGACCCUACCGUUGAACAUGCAACUAAGCAAGGAUGGGUUCGAUCAACAGUUGGGGUUUCAGUCAAACAUGCUGCACCUGGCUUACAACAACCUCCUCAUUCUCCUCUAUAGGACAGGUUGUGUUGGCACUAGGAAAGACAACGACGAAGUGGACGGACAGCUGGCACUUCAAGCAGCUGCCCGCAAUUCGCGCAUCAUCGAGGACAUGCUCUUGGAGGGUAACAUGUGCCACGCGCAGAUUCAUGUCAUCACCAACGUCUUCAACACCCUCUGCAUCCACACCGUCAGCUUGCGCGAGUCACAAGGCAGUCGGCGAUCUAUAGCAGAAUACAGAGCUAAGCUUUGUUUGCUGGGGCUACAGGAGCUUCAAAAGACGUGGGAGGUUCGAAACUGGAUCCUUCAGUUAUUCUUCCAAUACCUUGAUCGGUCAAUCGCAGCAAGGCUACAACUACACAGCGACAUCGGCGCAGAAAACGAGAAUGCUGAAAGAACAUCUUUCCAGCGCAUUCCGACAGCGCCAGGCUCACCAUCCCAGAAUGUGCCGCUGAACGACAUGGAUGGGAUCGAUACGUUGUUGGAAUCUGACGCGCCGUGGUCAUGGUCAACGCAAGAAGCCAGCCAGUUUUUAUACUCCCAGAUAGAGAACAACUUUGCCUUUGGAGAGGGAGGAGUCCUCGAUUGGAAUGCUGCUGACGCCUUCGGUAGCACUUUACCACCGCUGGGCAAUUCCACCCCUGGCGGAAUGGACAUGUAGGGGAGUCAAGAGAACCUGGCGUUGAGUCAAUGUUAAGAGGACUAAUACAAUGACGUUGCUGGGCUUUGCACUUUUUCUCAGGAGAACGUCCACGCAUGGUUGAUGUUGCUGCUAUUAUAUAGCGGUAGACUACCUCCUCAUCUGGCUCAUUAUGUUAUUUACCUAUGUAAGGUGGAUACAGUAUCAACACGCGUUCAAAGUAAUUCUAGAUAUUGUCUUGUUGCAUAUAGUUCCAUACGCGCCUAUUACUAGACUUCGU